AGACACUGCCCAUGGGCAAAUUUGCCCAGUGUUGAUAAAUGAGCUCCAGUCUGACUUAAUUUCAGUCGGUGUUUUUGAAUUUGAAUUUCGAAGUUUUUUCAAUUCGAAAUUUGACCCUUGUAUUUCAGUUGCCCAACUGGUACAACCUCGGGCCACUGUCGGGCCUUUGAAGUCACAGAACUAGGAUUUUGUCCCAAUUGUGCUGUAUCUGUAUUCACAUUGCAACAUAUCAAACAUACAGGUCACCUAUACAAAUUAUACACACCCUACUCAACAGAGCUUACAAUCUAAAGUGUCACCAUAUGGCAACCCAGGGCAGAGGGUUAUGUAUCCAUUACCCAGUUGCCUACCUGAAUUUGACUUUUUCCUUGAAUUUUCAUGUUUUUUAAAAGCAAUUUAUGGGGAUUUCCUUCUUUGUCAGCAGGUAUGAGGACACGGGGCGGAGCCAGUGAUAUGUAUUAAAAGUGUAAGCUGUGCUUUCAGUCCAGGACACCGACAGAGGAAAGAUUUACCUUCCAGACAGAACAAGAGAAUGAUGCAGCCAGAAAGGUCCGGUGUGACUCCAGAGCCGUGUGUCCUAUACAAAGGAUAUGCGACAAAAUCCCCCCCUGAAAUGUUCUUCCUCCAAGUGAAAAUGUGGAAGGAGAGAUUAUUCAUCUUAUGGACCUAUUCGUAUGAGUGUAACCUGGUGUAUUAUGUCACAGAUGGAACACACAAGAGAAAGGGGGUGAUACCCAUCAGGGAGAUUAAAGAUGUCAUGAAAGGUUGCGAUUGCAACGUGGGCGAUAUCUCCUCCAUCAUGAUGAUACACUUGGUCCACCCUGAGAAUGUGCUGCUGAUUAGGACAAAAAAACGGAAAUACUACCUGAUGAACAACGAUAAAGAUGAGAUAGAAGCUUGGUAUCAGCACCUUACUGCCGCCCGCCAGUGGCAAGAGCACCCACAGCCCCAACAACGUCCCCAUCCAGAGGUUUCUCUUUCAAUUCCUGUCCCAGAGACCAUGUUUAAUGAAAUUAGAAAUCCCACUCCAUGGCCUAUUCCUCGUGAUCUCGGGGCUUCAUUACAGAAACAAAGAACCCAAUGGUAUCAGGAUCUCAAGCAGGAGAGACCUAUCACCUACCCCAACACUAAGACCAAGAAGAGUACUGAGCUCAGAGACAAUCGUUCUUACAGCAACCCAGACAAAUGCCGACGUCCCGUUCAUGAAAAUCUUAUAUUACCAAUGUUAACCUCACAGAUUGCAAAUGAGGCAGCCGGCUCUGGGCAGUCGGACUCUGAAAGUGACACCAGUGAAUCGGACCCCCAGGAGAACAGUGAGCCUGACAGCGAUGAGGAAUUUCCCCAUAAGAAUGGUCAACCCAGAAAUGUUGUGAAACAAAAUACCUUCCAGAAGAAAAAAGUGAUGAUCCCCACAGAAGACCUGAAGAAGUACUUUGAUGUUGGAGAAUGUUUAUAUGUCACGAAUUGGAAGCCCCCUAAUGAUACCGGCUGCCAAUUUAACAAGGGGGAUCUCAUUUACGCCAUCAAUGGAUUCAGGCUGAACUGCCGGCAAAUGCUGUUCGACCUGCUGAAGUGCUGCACAGAGGAAGAGGUGACCCUGACUGUGCUCCGUAGCAGGGUGGUGCCUCUCUUCCAUUCAAUGGGCUGCUCCUGCACUUCCCCUGGCUCCAACGCUGAAGCUUUCCAUUAAUUUCCAUUGGUCGUUUGUCCUCCUUCCCUAAAAAAGCUAAUGAAGAAACAAGCCCAGGCCAAGCUGGAUAUUCAUUUAUGCAGUCGCUUGGGGUCUGGAGCAAACACAGUCAUAAAGCGUCGGAUCUCAUUUAUCAACAUGGGACCAAAUGGAACUAUUCCGGAGCAGAUUUAAAUGAAAGUUCACCAUGGUAACAUGUCAUAUUGAUGCCUAUGGGGUUCUUAAAGGCCUAUGGAUCAAAUGGUGAACUCUAACGUUCAUAGUUUUACUACGCUGAACUCUAAUUUCACACUUUGAUCAAUCUACCCCUAAAUGUUGUCUUGUGUAUAAUAAAUAUCAGCGUUAUAUGAAGGAGAGAUGGGAAUAAAACUUAUGGUGCAGUCAAUGGAUAACAACAAAAAAUGGUUAAAUACUAAGGGGCAACAGCCAGUGCUCUACUCCCCUCUCCCUGUAAUUCAAUCUUUUACCUGAGUGCUCAAUCCACUCUGAGGAUUCAGUAGUCAGUAAAGUAUGGCGACAGUGAGCACAGGAGCUUGCACUUUAUUAUUUAGGCAUUAUAUCCACUUACUACACUAUACAGCCCCUAACACAAAGCAUUAAUAAUCUCAAAAGAGACUAUUUUACUCAACAUGUCAUUGCAGCAGUGUGGUACAGUGAGUCCUUACCUGCCGCAAAUAUAUUGGCCCUAAACUGCACCUGAAUUUGCUUCUGAAUUGCACCAGUGCAAGUGCCCUUAGCAGCCAAUCAGCAGCAAGUUUGGAUGAGCAAAGAUUUGAUUGGUUGUUUCUGAUACAGACAGCCCUCCCAUUGGCCAGUCACAUAUAGAACAUGAAUUCCGUUGGAGCAGAAAAAGAAAAAAAUAACAACAAUUUCCUGGUGUUUCUAUAGAAUCAGUAAAUGACAGUUUUUUCAUUACAAUUCACUUGUGUUCUGCUCAAACCUCCAGUUCAUUGGUCGUGUGAUACAAUUAUUUACAGAUCUCUGUAAUGUGUCAGUACAUACUCAUGUAUGAUCCUCGUUAUGUUUAUACUUUUAUAUUUGUACUUUUAUAUUUGUACUUUUGUUGCCUCAUUCUGUGACCCCCCCUCCCCGAAA
Messenger RNA from Xenopus laevis (African clawed frog), 2785 nucleotides. RefSeq names its product pleckstrin homology domain-containing family S member 1. The transcript has 14 exons. Bases 533 to 1690 code for a protein of 385 amino acids. NCBI's taxonomy places the organism in Eukaryota, Metazoa, Chordata, Amphibia, Anura, Pipidae. The record is from RefSeq and is a predicted model, not a curated record.